AUGAGAUACGAGAGAGCGGGGAAGAUCAGUGGACGGAACAGCGAAGUGUGAAGAGUGUUAGAGAAAAGAAAUCUCGAAAGCAAUCUCGAAAAUAAAAGGGAAGAGUUUCGCGCAUUCACUGUUCAUUUUAAAUUACUUCUUAACAGAUUCGGUGGCAUAAUAUCAGAGUCAUCGAUCAGAUAAUCGAGUCAGGCAAAAAGUGGCUAAAGGUGAAUGCUGUCCGUGAGAGGCCGAUGAUGUCCACAAUGGGUAAGCCGGUGCUUUAUUCCUAUUGGCGAAGUUCCUGCUCUUGGAGGGUAAGAAUUGCAUUGAACCUAAAGGAGAUACCAUAUGAUAUAAAGCCUGUUAAUUUGGUGAAGAGUGGUGGAGAACAACAUUCCAAUGAAUUCCGUGAGAUUAAUCCAAUGGAGAAAGUCCCUGCGCUACAUAUUGACAAUCAUACUUUGAUAGAGUCUUUGAAUAUCCUACAAUAUUUGGAAGAAACUAGACCAAAUCGUUCAUUGAUGCCAGUAGAUCCUAUCAAAAGAGCUAGAGUGAGAGAGAUUUGCGAAAUAAUUGCCAGUGGUAUACAACCAUUGCAAAAUAUUGGUCUUCUGACCCAUGUUGGAGAAGAACGUAAAACGGAAUGGGCGCAGAAUUGGAUUACUAGAGGAUUUACAGCUGUGGAGAAGUUGUUAUUGUCGAGCGCAGGCAAAUAUUGUGUCGGCGAUGAAAUUACAUUAGCGGAUUGUUGCUUAGUACCACAGAUAUACAAUGCACGAAAAUUUCAUGUUGAUCUCAAACCCUUUUCUACAAUUCUGAGAGUAGACCGUCAUUUAGAACACCAUCCGGCCUUCACUACGACUCACCCCAACAAUCAGCCCGAUUGUCCGCCCGAAGCGACUAAGUAGCAAGCGAGGCAGACCACCCUUUUCCCCUUCUAAUUUUUUAGAAGGAUGAAAAGAGGUGGUUCAUCGUGUGAUAUCAUAAUGAUAAAAAAUGAACAUGAGUUUAAUUGCAUUUGUUCGCAUUUCCAAUGUGUUUGAAUUAGAACAAAAAGUUUUGUUUCUAUAACGUAACUAAAAAUGUAAUCUAGAAAAAAAUUGAUAUUUAUUAAUUAAAUAAUGUAGUCCAACCUUUUUCCAUUAUUAUGAAA
This is a messenger RNA of Atta colombica, 1135 nucleotides long. Its product is annotated as probable maleylacetoacetate isomerase 2. The coding region runs from base 234 to 890 and encodes 218 amino acids. The record is from RefSeq and is a predicted model, not a curated record. The transcript has 5 exons. Gene Ontology annotation, molecular function: maleylacetoacetate isomerase activity; glutathione transferase activity. Gene Ontology annotation, cellular component: cytoplasm; mitochondrion. Gene Ontology annotation, biological process: glutathione metabolic process; L-phenylalanine catabolic process. NCBI's taxonomy places the organism in Eukaryota, Metazoa, Arthropoda, Insecta, Hymenoptera, Formicidae.